GUACGUGCAACGGCACAUCGUUGGGAAUCUAACGUCACGAAGCGUGUCAUUCGAGAUUUCCCAGAGUACUGUAGGGGCUCUCGACCAGUUUAGGCUUUCGAGUCGAGGGCCGCGGGAUAGGCUGCAUACAGGUUGUUGUUGGAAUCCCCUUUCCUGAGCUUGGAUUUGACUAUCUCCCCACCCCACCGCAAGAAACAUGCGGUUAUUCUUACCAAGGCUACCGAACGGCGAAUGAGCUUGUCUGUUACCGAGCCUCCAAGGAAACCUGUCGCCCGCCAGCUCCGGCCAGGCAAUGACAGCGGCCCUGGCAACCCCGCAGCAGAUCAGGGACCGGCUGCUGCAGGCCAUCGAUACCCAGAGCAAUAUUGUUCUGAAGCUAUUAUACAGAUGUAGUCUUGAUUUAAAAGUCUGCUUUGACUCCAUCAGUGAAAUCUUAGCAAUGAAGCCCAGGAAGACUUCAAAAAUUUGCAACAUGGUGGCUGUCAUGGAAGUUAUCUCCAGCUUAGAAAAAUACCCUAUCACCAAAGAAGCACUUGAGGAAACACGGUUAGGAAAACUCAUCAAUGAUGUAAGAAAGAAAACAACAAAUGAGGAUCUAGCCAAGCGUGCAAAAAAGCUGCUGCGAAAUUGGCAGAAACUGAUAGAACCUGUAGUCCAGAAUGAGCAAUUGCCAAGACCUAAUCCACCUGGGUCAGCAAAUGGUGGUGCUCUGAAUUGCAAACCAGAAAUUCAGUCUCCCAUAAUCUCUGGUGGCACAAAACCAAUACAGGAGCUCAAAACUAGGAAUGAUAUACAGAAUUUGAAUUCUCCAAAGGAAAAAUUGGGAAACAGAAAAAGAAAAGGAGAUCUUAAAGAUGGUAUACAGGGUCCUCCUUCAAAGGUUUCCAAACCAAACUGUGAACAGUUACAAAACUGCUCUCCUGUACCAUCUAAUGGAGUGGGAGGAAGCCCUGGAGGUUUUCCAAGUGUUCGGGAUGUGACGUCAGCAAAUGCACACAAUUCUCCAGAAAGAAAUAGGCUUGAGCAUCUGGAAAAUGAUAAACACAGUAAAAUCCCAAUAAAUGCAGUGAAGCCUCAUACCAGUUCUCCAGGACUUGUGAAAAUGUCAAGCACUUCCUCUUUGCUAAAGACUUCAGUAUUGCAGCAGCUUGAAAAAUCGGAGGAAACCUCAGGGCAGUGUCAACCUAGGAGCCCACGUUGCCCUUCUUUUAGCCCAAGGAAUAUUAAGCAAGACGCAUCAGUCAAACGACAAACAACAUAUGCACCAAAGGGUACUGUCUCUAGUCCUUUACCACUUUCAGACUCUUAUGUGCCAUCUCCCCUACCUUUGACACAACCUUCUACACCUCCAGUAUCAGCAAAAAAGCUUGAGGGCUCCCAGCAACCAGAAAGUGAGAUGCCAGCACACUGCGCAGGACAUGUAGGUGUGGAAAGCCCUCACAGACCUACAGCAGGGACAUUACAACACAACACCCCUCUGCACUCGUCACACAGCUUAAAAAUGGGUUUGCAUCAAGGAGAACCCGUAACACCUCGCACUUCAGGGUACACACCUGAUGCCUCAAAAGGGGACAGUGAUGAUGCGGCUUCAGGUUCAGAUUCUAAAAAAAAGAAAUAUCGGCCUAGAGACCAUAGAACAAACCUUGAGGAACGGACUGCAGAAGGUAAAAAGCCUUCUGUUAAAUUAAAAGAGCGAAAACUCACAUUUGAUCAUAUAACAAGACAGAUAAUACCUUUAACAAACAAAGAGCCUUCACAGGUGAGUAGUUCUGCACCAGCACCAGCAGUACAACACAGGACAGAACCUGAACGGCAAGAAACAAAAGUAGCCCCCCAAAGUCCUUUUGAGCAAACAAACUGGAAAGAACUGUCUAAAAAUGGAAUAAUUGCAUCCUAUUUAAAUAGGCAAAGCAACUUGUUGUCCACUUCAGGAGCACAGACACCUGGAGCUCAUUAUUUUAUGUCAGAGUAUUUGAAACAAGAAGAAAGCACUAGAAGAGAAGCCAGAAAAACUGGUAUUUUAGUAUGUAGUACUCCUGUGGACUUACCUGGGGUCAGUAAUGACAUCACAGAUGAUCUCAGGAAAGUACAUGAACAGCAUUGGUCUGGUGUGAACGGUUGUUAUGAUACACAGGGUAAUUGGUAUGAUUGGACGCAGUGCAUAUCUGUAGAUCCCCAUGGUGAUGAUGGUAGACUGAAUAUCCUGCCUUAUGUCUGCCUAGACUGAUUAGUUUUACUCAAGAGCUUGCCAUCUACAGGUAAUGACAGUGGCAGACUGUACUCCACUUGAUUUGAAGGCCUCAACACACAGGGCUAACAAAAAAAGGAUAUGGAAGAGCUUUGGCGCAGUUCUUCCCCCUUAAAGUUCCCUUCUUUUGCAAAUUGCUGCUAAGUCCAUUUCAACAAGAGGUUGCAAAGGAAGGCUGUAAAGCUAGUCAGACAGGAAUAUCUGUUUUAGCAGGCUAGCUGUGAGAAGUGGUUAGCCCCAAAGAGGUAGCGGAAAACAAAUCCAGCUGUUUUCAGAAGGUUGGGAUAGGGUUUGGGCAGGUACAAGAAAACAUUGUGGCAUAACAGAAGGCAGAUUAAAGUUAUCUUUAACAAAGUAUGCAUCUAUUUAUUUUAUUCUUUUAUUUGGCAGUGAGAUACCAGUAAAAAAGUGCAAAAACUGUAGAUUAUUAUUUUUAUUUUUUUUUGCAUAAUUCAUCCUCUGUUUAACAUCUGCAAGUUAAGUCAUUCAAAAUGCAGAUAACUUUCCUUCUAAGUUGCACAGUUCAUCAUCUGGCUGGUUUAACAAGUCAUUACAUACAACAUUCCAUAGAUCUGUGCAGUUUUCGUAGUGAUCUUUUCAGUCAGUUUGUGUUUUCAUCUGUUCUAAAACAAGAAAAAGUAAGUUAGUUAUUUUAAGAUUUAAAAUACUGUAUUCCCUAUCACCAGCCAUGUUGUCCAUUUUUUCAGUCUCCCAUAAUUUAAAAAAAAAAAAUGUGUUCACGCACACACACACAAAAAGAGGGUGCUACUAGUUUGCAGCUUUGUACUGAGAGAAGUUGAGUUACAUUUGUAUGCUGGAUUUCUACUUGUUACCAUUCCUUUAGAUAUAAUUUGCCUUAUGGAUAUCUAUCACAAAACGCAAUUUGCAAAAACAAAGAGCCUUAGUGAAUGUACAGAGACUAGACUUCUGUGUUCCUCACAAUGCAGAAGAGAGCAAAUUUGCUAUUUGGUCCUUUUAAGUGGACACGUUGUGAUAUAAAUGUGGAAAUAAAAACAAAAAAAAAAUUUGCACAAA
Molecule: messenger RNA, 3283 nt
Organism: Protopterus annectens (West African lungfish)
Lineage: Eukaryota; Metazoa; Chordata; Ceratodontiformes; Protopteridae
Gene: MED26
Product: mediator complex subunit 26
Exons: 4
Coding region: 293-2227 (644 amino acids)
Biological process (GO): positive regulation of gene expression; regulation of transcription by RNA polymerase II
Cellular component (GO): nucleus; core mediator complex; mediator complex
Molecular function (GO): transcription coregulator activity
Source: RefSeq, a predicted model, not a curated record